AUUUUUAGACGGUCCCUUUCUGAUGACCCUAAUAUAAAAGGCUGGUACCUGCGUUUUUAGAAUUUCAGCUAUAGACAGCUUUAACAGGAGAUACUUGCUGAAAACAUAUAUUCAGUUUUGCUUGGUUCUAGUUCUUCUCCAGAGUUCAACUGGUGCAACUAGCUGCAGCCAAAUUUCAUAUAGUCUAUACAGAGAGGGACACUGAAAUGGAGACAGGGUCCACUGUGCGUGCUGUGAAGAGCUUAAAGGUUUUGAUUGGGGACGAGGUUCGACCUGCACUCAUCACCAUAAUGGAUGGGAAGAUUCAUAACAUCCUGACUGAUCCAAGCACUGCUGCACAAGAAGGUGGAGAGGUGCUGGAUGUGGGUGACUGUGUGGUUAUGCCAGGUUUAGUGGACUGUCAUGUUCAUGUCAAUGAACCUGGCCGUACUUCUUGGGAAGGCUACAGGACUGCAACACAAGCAGCAGCAGCAGGAGGGGUGACUACUAUUGUAGACAUGCCCCUCAAUAGCAUACCACCAACAACAAGUCUUGUGAACUUCCAUGAAAAGUUGCAAGCUGCUACUGGGCAGUGUUUUGUGGACACAGCGUUCUGGGGUGGUGUUGUCCCUGGGAACCAGUUGGAGCUGAGACCCAUGGUACAGGCCGGAGUGGCUGGAUUCAAGUGCUUUCUCAUCCACAGUGGAGUUGAGGAAUUUCCUCAUGUUAGCGAGAAGGACCUGCAUGCUGCAAUGAAGCAACUCCAGGGCACAAAAAGUGUUUUACUGUUUCAUGCAGAACAGGAGGUCCAUCCACCUGCCGCAGCAGAGGAGGGGGAUCCAUGUGAAUACUCAACGUUUCUGAGAUCCAGACCGGAUGUCAUGGAGCUGGAGGCCAUUCGGACUGUAACACAACUCUGCCUUCAGUACCAAGUGAGAUGCCACAUUGUUCACCUGUCAUCAGCCGAGCCUCUGGGGCUGAUUCGAUCAGCUCGACAGGCUGGAGCUCCAUUAACAGUGGAGACAACACACCACUAUCUCACCCUGAACUCAGAGAACAUCCCAUCAGGGGCCACACAGUUCAAGUGUUGUCCUCCUAUUCGGAACAGAGCCAACCAGGAGCAACUGUGGUGUGCACUAAGAGCUGGUGAUAUUGACAUGGUCGUAUCUGAUCACUCACCUUGUACUCCUGACCUGAAGUGGUUGGACAGUGGGGAUUUCACCCAGGCAUGGGGUGGCAUUUCUUCUCUGCAGUUUGGUCUGCCUUUGUUUUGGACCUCAGCUCAUAAGAGAGGUUUUGCUUUUCCUGAUGUUGUAAAACUCCUGUGCAAAGAACCUGCACGUCUCUGUCGCCUUGACAACAAAAAAGGCAGUCUCAUGCCAGGAUAUGAUGCGGAUUUAGUCAUCUGGGAUCCAGAGAAGAAAUUUACAGUAAAAGAGAAAAAUAUACAUUUUAAAAAUAAACUGACUCCAUAUCGGGGCUUGACUUUAUGUGGGGAAGUGAAGGGUACAAUCGUUCGAGGAAAACUUGUGUACUUCAAUGGCUCCUUUAGUCCUCAGCCACUAGGACAGAAUUUACUCAUAAAUCAGACUCAAUCAGAAUAAAUCAGGCUUCCCUGUGGAACUCCUUCAAUUCAACCACUUGCAGAUGUAAGUCACUGUGGAUAAGGACGUCUGCCAAAUGCUGUAACUGUACAUUUUACAAUAUAAUAUAGUUAAAUCAGAUUCACGAGUAAUGCAUUAAGGGCCACAGUUAAAACCACAAUAUAAAUAACUCAAUAAAGAAGGUGUGAUUUAUGGCAAUAAAUGAUAUUGAUUACCGGAUAACUGAAAACAUUAGUGGCAAGAAAGCAAAGCUCUGUAUUUUAGUUUUAGUUCCUCUGCCUCUCUAAAGUCAUGUUUGUGUUAGAGGGGGAAUAAGUUAAUGAUUGACAUGCAGUGAUCACCGAAGCAUGUAAUUUGUAAUCGAAUAUGUAAACACCAUCCUAUAAUUCCUUCUUAAAGUAUUUACAUCAGAAAAUGUAAAUGUUCAUCUUCAUACAUAAUAAAUUGAAUACCUGUAAAAUUUUCUAUUUUAAAAAUCCUUUGGCAAAAGUCAGUACCUUCAAUAAAUUCCAAAAUAAAUGCCACAGA
This is a messenger RNA of Tachysurus vachellii, 2111 nucleotides long. RefSeq names its product Allantoinase, mitochondrial. The record is from RefSeq and is a predicted model, not a curated record. Gene Ontology annotation, biological process: allantoin catabolic process; purine nucleobase catabolic process. Gene Ontology annotation, molecular function: allantoinase activity; zinc ion binding; cobalt ion binding. The coding region runs from base 207 to 1583 and encodes 458 amino acids. The transcript is spliced from 12 exons. Gene Ontology annotation, cellular component: cytoplasm. Lineage: Eukaryota; Metazoa; Chordata; Actinopteri; Siluriformes; Bagridae.